ACUGCCGGACCACUUUGCUGGCAGAAAUGCCUUUGGUCUGAGGCUGUGCUGGCGGCUCCCUCCUUCCCUCCUGGUCAGGAUGGAGAAGGACCCCACCACUCACAGGAAGCACCGGCCUGGGCCUGGAGCCCUGCCCUCAGGAAUGACCCCUGUAUACCUCAAGGUGGCCAGUGAAGGGGUGGAACUCCAGAGGAGCAGGAGUGUGGGUGGCUUGCCCCAGAAGGGGGAUCCACCAGUCUGCAUCAGGAAGCUGCUACGCAAGGAGCUAGAUUCUGAGGACCAAGAUAAAGACCUGAGAAGUGACACAGAUAAUGGCACCUGUCAGGCAAGCCUAGAGGACAGCAGGAAGAAGACGACCCAGGAUGAGGAGGAAAAAACAGACCCCAAGUGUGCGAAAAUGGACCCAGAGAAGAUUGACUCCGAGGCGAGCGCCACAGGAGAACAGGACGAUGCCUGCGAAGGAAGAUGUGUCUCUGUGGCUGAGGAGCAGCAUCCAGAGUCCAUGAAGCUGGAUCACCUUCUAGAAAAGCAGAAACCAUCUGUGUUUGUGGAGAUCGACCUGGGAGACCAUACUGAGGAGGAGGUACAGGCAAACACCUCCAGCCCAGAACUCAACACUGCCCACCAGGAAAGGACCUGCACUGAGGUAAUCACUUGUGCCAUAAAAGAAGAGGAGAGGCUCUCCAACGACAUAGGAGACUUGUCUGAAGAUGAGAUAAGGACCAGCUGGGUAUGCUGCAUCCCAUAUCACACAAAGAAGAAGGCGAAGGAAAACACCAAUGCUCUGGAGAAGAAUCAUCAGUCGUCUCAGAACAGGACCCCUCUGACUCAGCCACUAGUACAGCUCUCUGGGGACUAAGGGAAGAGAGCCUGGGCCUGGAAUGGCUUCGUGAUCCUCCCCACGGGCAGGGCCAGAGUGACAGCAGCCAACAGCAGCCAACAGCAGAUACUCAAGGCAAAGGACCCUCUUCCAAUCCAAGGCCAAUCACAGCCCUAGGAACCAACUCUUCAGGAACAACAGGCACUCCCGCUUCCUGGCUAUCACAGAACUUAAGCGCCAGCUAAUUGUUCACUAAAGGAAACAACACGAUAUGAACACAUCGCUGGAGUUACAAUGUCAUAUAUAGACAACUUCCAGGCUGCAGCUGGAGAGGAGAGGGGACAAGGUCACCUCAGAACUGGUCCUCCCUGUACCCCACAUCCUUACACCUCAGGUCCUGGGCCACAGUUCUCCUUAGUACUUCUACCUGGAAGCUUAGUUCUCUAAGGAUGCUUGGGGAGGUGAACUCCCCCAUCAUCUUCCCAUGUGACCCCACCAUCACCUUCCCAUGUGACCCCACAUAUACCAAUCAAAGCAAAACAAUUCCUCA
Mastomys coucha (southern multimammate mouse) is the source of this 1370-nucleotide messenger RNA. RefSeq names its product chromosome unknown C13orf46 homolog (gene CUNH13orf46). The coding region runs from base 80 to 859 and encodes 259 amino acids. The transcript is spliced from 9 exons. NCBI's taxonomy places the organism in Eukaryota, Metazoa, Chordata, Mammalia, Rodentia, Muridae. The record is from RefSeq and is a predicted model, not a curated record.